AUGUUAUUCCGCUCAAUAUUUAUUAUUGCUAUUCUUAUUAAUCUUUUUUAUGUUGUAUUUGUUCAAUCUGAACAAGGAAAUCCUAUUUCUUUAAAUCAUUUACAAGCAAAAUUUCCUUUAAUUAAUGAUGAAGAAGCAUCACAAUGGCUUUCAACACGUAACAUUCCACGUCGUUGGCGUCAUCAAAAUAUUAAUCAACCAUCGAACGAAAUUAAUCAAUCAUUGAAAAAAUUAGAAGCACUCAAUAACAAUGGUAUACGUCAAUUUGAUACACUAGGAUUCGAAGGUGUUUCUAUGGAGGUUAUAUUCGAAAUGGUUUCUAAACAAAAUAAUGCUGCAUCCGGUUAA
Rotaria sp. Silwood1 is the source of this 348-nucleotide messenger RNA. The record is from the annotation of a GenBank genome assembly. Lineage: Eukaryota; Metazoa; Rotifera; Eurotatoria; Philodinida; Philodinidae.